AUGACCUCGGGCGCGGAAGCGGGGAUUCGAGGAGGGUACACGGGCAACAGUAGGGGUGUUAUUGCUACUCUUGGGGCCUUCAUAGGGGUUACUUGGUACAAUUGCAUCGAGCUAAUUAUCCUCAUAUUGUGCACCUUCAAAAAGUAUCAAGGGGCUUAUUUCUGGAGCCUGCUGAUUACAACCACAAUAGGAGUUCUGGUGCACUCUAUCGGCUUCCUGAUUAAGGAUUUCGAACUCACGACAGCAACAUGGGUGCCGAUCACUAUCACAACUAUUGGAUGGUGGACAAUGAUUAUUGGCCAGUCAUUCGUUCUGUAUUCCAGACUGCAUUUUGUCAUCUGGGAUAAGAGGAUCUUCCGCUUUGUCCUUGGUAUGAUCAUCGCGAACAUAUUCCUGCUUUUAAUUCCGACGACCGUUCUCACAUAUGGUUCCAACUUCACGAGCUCCCAAAAAUUCCUGAAUGGCUAUAUCAUCAUGGAGAAGAUUGAGAUAAUAGGUGUUAGCGUACAGGAGAUCAUCAUAUCAAGCCUUUACAUAUACGGGACGAGAGAGUUGUUGAAGUAUAACAAAGAGGGAGAGAACCGAAGCAUUCUCUUCCAACUUUUCGGCAUCAACUUAUUGUUCAUCCUCAUGGACAUCGGUCUCAUCGCCACACAAUACUCGAACCUGUUCACCUACCAAACAACGCUCAAGGGCCUGAUAUACAGCAUCAAGUUGAAACUCGAAUUCUUCGUUCUCGGCAAGCUCGUGCGCAUUGCCAGCCGCGGUGGUAAGCCAGCGAAUGGCGAAAUCGAUGUUAGCGAAUUUGUCGACUCCUCUCAAGUCAACUCUGAUAUCACCCAUGCGAACAAUCCCAAUCCGCUGAUGCACCAAAACCAACCGCCACCCAACAUGCGCCGCGAAGAUGUCUCGAUCGCCAUGUUCGAACACUCCGACCGCAACGAUAUACUGGGCGUAGACUCGUCUCUCUCCAGCUCAUCAAGAGUCACCACCGAUUCACCCCCCCACGCCUCACCGUGA
Molecule: messenger RNA, 1020 nt
Organism: Pseudogymnoascus verrucosus
Lineage: Eukaryota; Fungi; Ascomycota; Leotiomycetes; Thelebolales; Thelebolaceae
Exons: 1
Coding region: 1-1020 (339 amino acids)
Source: RefSeq, a predicted model, not a curated record